Molecule: messenger RNA, 1191 nt
Organism: Penicillium brasilianum
Lineage: Eukaryota; Fungi; Ascomycota; Eurotiomycetes; Eurotiales; Aspergillaceae
Source: the annotation of a GenBank genome assembly
AUGGCUGAAGGGCUGGCAGAAAAGAAGCACCUGCCAGGUACGCGGAUUUUAAGCGUUUACGGAAAAUGGGCAAAGGGCGGAUGGGGAGCUCUUCUCACAGGAAACAUACAGGUUGAUGUUCGUCACCUAGGAGGCCACGGUGAUCUGGCCACAUGUGAGGAUCAAGAAUAUGAGCAGGACUCACUGAAUGCUUGGAGAAGAUACGCGAAUAACUGUCAACAAAAUGGUACUCCAGCGAUUGCUCAAAUUUGCCACCCUGGUCGUCAAUCUCCUCGAGGCGCAGGUGAGCGUGGUUUUUUUGAGAAAACUAUUGCGCCCAGUGAGAUUGCUCUUGAUAUUGGUAAUGGGUUAUCUGCGACUAUCGUACGGAAUCUCGUUUUCGGUGUGCCACAAGCCAUGACUCAUUUCGAUAUCGAUCGCAUUAUCGCCCAGUUCGUGACUUGUGCCCGUAUUCUGGCCCAGUGUGGCUUUUCGGGUAUUGAGAUACAUGCGGCACACGGUUAUCUUUUAUCCCAAUUUCUCUCUAAACGAAGCAAUAGUCGUGAAGAUCAAUACGGCGGUAGCGCCGAACGUCGAGCCCGCAUUAUUCUCGAAAUCAUCCACCAAAUUCGAAAGGCUGUGCCUAAGACCUUCUGCAUUGGAAUCAAAUUAAACUCUGCAGAUCACACCAGAUCUGAUUUUGAAGACACUAUGGCUCAAAUUCGUCUCAUUUCUGAGGCUAACGUGGAUUUUCUCGAAAUAUCUGGCGGAACUUACGAAAACCCAACAAUGAUGGGCCGGGGGUUAAACGACGAAACUAGUGAUGCCAACAGCUCAACUACACUAUCUCGAGAAGCCUUCUUUUUAGAUUUUGCGACAGAAACAAGGAAUCGGUUCCCAGAAUUGAUACUCAUGGUCACUGGAGGAUUUCGAACACGCAAAGGAAUUGAGGCUGCGUUGAAGGCUGGCGUGUGCGAUCUCGUCGGCAUUGGCAGGCCUGCAGUUCUCAACGCAGAUUUCCCACGACUCAUGAUGGAUGAUGAUGUCUAUUCUGAUAAACAAGCCCAGGCAUCGUUUUCGAAAGUUCCCCUCCCACUUGUAGCGAGGCUUCUGAAAAUCAGAAUGUUAGGUGGAGGGGCAGAAACACAAUACUUUCGAGCUCAAAUACACCGCAUAGCUACUGGAAAUGCUCCACGACCGCCAUGAUCUCAG